GCCGCCGCGUGAGCCCGAGCCAGACCCCAGGACAAAAGGGAAUGAACGCAGAAGCUCCGCCCACUCGUGGGCAAGCGCCCUUCUCAAAAAUGGCUGCCGGGGCGCUACUGGAAGAGAACCGCUCUGGGCCCCGCCUUUGAUCUCGUUGGUGGGGCUGGGGGGAAUGAGAGCUGCACGGCGCGGGACAAGUCGCCGGCGGCGCCCGACGGAGCAGAAGAAGCGAGAUCAUGGAGCUGGAGAGGAUCGUGAGCGCAGCCCUGCUCGCCUUUGUCCAGACGCACCUCCCAGAGGCUGACCUCAGCGGCUUAGAUGAGGUCAUCUUCUCCUAUGUGCUCGGGGUCCUGGAGGACUUGGGCCCCGCUGGCCCGUCAGAGGAGAACUUCGACAUGGACGCCUUCACCGAGAUGAUGGAGGCCUACGUGCCGGGCUUCGCACACAUCCCCAGGGGGACAAUAGGAGACAUGAUGCAGAAGCUGUCAGAGCAGCUCAGUAGCGCCAGGAACAAAGAGAACCUGCACCCGCAGAGCUCUGAGGUCCAAGGUCAGGUGCCCAUCUCCCCUGCACCCCUACAGAGGCCGGAAAAGCUCAAAGAAGAAACUAGGUCUUCUCUUGUUGCUACUGGGGACAGCCACGAUGAGGCAGCUGGGACUGAGGAAGACCUGCUGCCAGGAGUGGAUGUUCUCCUGGAGGUCUUCCCCACCUGUUCGGUGGAGCAGGCCCAGUGGGUGCUGGCCAAAGCUCGGGGGGACUUGGAAGAGGCUGUGCAGAUGCUGGUAGAGGGGAAGGAGGGGCCUCCAGCCUGGGAUGGCCCCAGCCAGGACCUGCCCAGAUGCCUCAGGGGCCCCCAGAAGGAUGAGCUGAAGUCUUUCAUCCUGCAGAAGUACAUGAUGGUGGAUAGCGCAGAAGACCAGAAGGUGCAUCGGCCCAUGGCACCCAAGGAGGCACCCAAGAAGCUGAUCCGAUACAUUGACAACCAGGUCGUGAGCACCAAAGGGGAGCGGUUCAAAGAUAUGCGGAACCCUGAGGCUGAAGAGAUGAAGGCCACAUAUAUCAACCUCAAGCCCGCCAGGAAGUACCGCUUUCACUGAGGUGCCCGCCGGACUCAGCACCAGCCUUUCUCGGCUCAGCCCUCAGAGGGAUGCAGGAGCCCUAAACCCCCCACAGGGCCCGCCCAAGCCCAGCGCCCUUCUCUACUUCCCUCUUCACAGUGUUAAUCUCCUCUUGGAGCUGCCCGUAGGCAGAGUAAAGGUGGCCCCAGGAAGGUC
This is a messenger RNA of Sorex araneus (European shrew), 1265 nucleotides long. It is a transcript of the gene CUEDC2, whose product is annotated as CUE domain containing 2. The record is from RefSeq and is a predicted model, not a curated record. The transcript has 9 exons. Lineage: Eukaryota; Metazoa; Chordata; Mammalia; Eulipotyphla; Soricidae. Gene Ontology annotation, molecular function: ubiquitin binding. The coding region runs from base 228 to 1088 and encodes 286 amino acids.